Molecule: messenger RNA, 943 nt
Organism: Populus euphratica (Euphrates poplar)
Lineage: Eukaryota; Viridiplantae; Streptophyta; Magnoliopsida; Malpighiales; Salicaceae
Product: E3 ubiquitin-protein ligase SINA-like 10
Exons: 2
Coding region: 72-905 (277 amino acids)
Molecular function (GO): zinc ion binding
Source: RefSeq, a predicted model, not a curated record
AAACCCAAAAUCAAGAAAAUAGUGGAAGUGAAGAAGAGAAAACUUCAUUUCUGGACAUUAUUCAUGCUUUGAUGGCUAAAAGAAACAAGGUGUCCAGUUCAAAACUACAAAGUGAAGUUCUUAUAAAACUUGCAAGAAGAGAUAAAGGCUUUAUUUCAGUUAUCUUGGACUCUGAAGUUCUUGAUUGUCUUAUCUGUUUUAAACCCUUCAUCAUUCCUAUCUUUCAGUGCACGAAUGGACACGCUGCUUGCUCUUCAUGCUGCAGUAAACUUGCACAUUUAUGUCCUUCCUGCUCGUUGCCUAUUGGUUAUAUUCAUUGCCUGGCCAUUGAGAAGGUCCUUGAAUCAGCCAAAACAUCAUGCCAAAAUAUGAAGUAUGGGUGCAAAGAAACUGUCAAUUACAGCAAGAAGUGUGACCAUGAGAAGAGCUGCAUCUAUGCAACGUGCUCCUGCCCAGUGCCAGGCUGCAGCUUUGUCAGCUCAUCAAAGCAGUUAUUCUCACAUUUAAGCAGCAUACAUGUAGGUGAUGUGAAACACCUUGAGUAUGAUUGCAAAAUCCCCGUUUCCUUUACCGCGAGUAAGAAAUUUGUUGUUCUCCAAGAAAAGAAAGAAGGCGUUGUAUUCAUCCUGAACAAUGCUUUGCAAAUCAUGGGGAAUGUGAUCAUGGUUAGUUGCAUAGGGCCCUUAUCCAAGGGAGGAUACUUCUAUGAACUUUCAGCAAACAGUAAAGGAAACAGUCUCAUUUUUCGAUCUUUUACACCUUGCUUUCGGAGCAGGGUUGAUAACCCUCCUUCAGUGAGGUUCCUCCUAGUUCCAGGUGGUUUUUUUGGUUCUGGGGGGGAGGUUACCUUGGAUCUCUGCAUAUGGCGUAAAGAUGCAUACUCCUCCCAUCACCCAAAGCAGUAAUGGUUGAGCAUUAAAAUAAAUUGGCAAAAUUAUUAUAU